GCGAGAUACACCCACUUUCUCACAAUGGCAGAACAUCAACAAACCUUUGUACAACAGCUAAAAGAGUUUGAGCUACCUAAUGUGGAGUUCACUGGAGAGAAGCUCCGCGGAGGCAGUGGUUCUUAUGGCUAUGUCGAGGUGGUCCUGAUAGCAGGAACACGUUGUGCAGCAAAGUUCUCUCAUCAAGUCUUUGAAGAGUAUCAAUGGAAGAAAUCUCCAGCAGACUAUUUCAGAAAAGAAUGCACUCUCAUGAGCCGGCUCAGGCAUCCACAUAUUGUCCAGUUCCUGGGUGUCUGCUGCCGCCACCAAGAAGCCCUGUUACCUGCACUAGUCAUGGAGCUACUCAUGACCUGCCUGCACAACUACCUAGAGGCAGCAAAGACAGCAUCUCUCCCUAUGGCCAUCAAGCAUAACAUACUCCUGGGUGUCUCCAAAGGCCUGGUGUACCUGCACAGCAUGGAUAUUGUCCAUCGCGAUCUCACUGCUAGGAACAUUCUUUUAUCAGAUUCCCUCACCCCCAAGAUCGCAGACUUGGGUAUGGCGCACCUGCAAGCUGGUAGAGAAGCUACUACUAUGACUAAUACCCCAGGUAAUGCCAAUUACAUGCCACCAGAGGCUAAGGACAAUGACAUCACUCGCUACGGGAAACCAAUCGAUUGCUUUUCAAUAGGUCAUCUCAUUCUCUUCACUAUCACUCAAGUAGUUCCUAUUGUGUUGGGUUCAACUUACUUCAACGAAACAACUGGUCUUCUGAUGGCCCGCACUGAGAUGGAACGACGUGAACAAGGCUUCAAAAUAUCCAGGGAAAUAGUUGGCCUUGACCACCCUCUGGUCCUGCUAGCCUGUGACUGUCUGGCAGUUAGGCCAAGUCUGCGACCAACAGCACCUCAAAUUAUGCAGAAACUUCAGACAAUGUCAAUCAUCCCGUAUCGAAGUUGGGAACUGACAAAACACGAAAUGAUGCAGGUUGUGAUCAAGCAUGAAGAUACCAUUCACAAGUUGCAGGAAAGCUUGGCUUCGAAGCAGACAGUGACUGAGCAAAACACAGCGGCACAAGAAGAGCCUAUAUUGAGUGAACUCUACCAACAAGCACAGGCUGAUGACCAACCGUUGGAAAGUUCGUACGUCAAUGUCCCACAAUCACCAACCACACUGCAGUGGAGCUCUGAUGAGUCAGAACAUGAUUAUGUGAACGAUAUGCAUGUGAAAAAGCCAUCACCUGGUUGCAAGCAAAACACUCCCAUACAGCAUGCCAAAAGCUUUCCUCAAUUACUGCUGCAGGAUGAUGAUCGAACAUUGAAACGUCCGUACGUCAAUGUCCCACAAUCACCAACCACACUGCAGUGUAGCUCUGAUGAGUCAGAACAUGAUUAUGUGAACGAUAUGCAGCCAUCACCUGGUUGCAAGCAAAACACUCCCAAACAGCAUGCCAAAAGCUUUCCUCGAUUACUGCUGCAGGAUAAUGACCGAACAUUGGAGGAUCCAUACGUUAAUGUCCCACAAUCACCAACCACACUGCAGUGGAGCUCUGAUGAUGAUUCAGAAGAUGAUUAUGUCAACCAGCCGAUGUACACGAAUAGGAAUAUUGAGUCACCAGUGGUGUACGACGACGUACCCCCCAAAUUUCAAUUAACGUUUAAGUCCCGGCCUAAGACUAGUAAGCCGUCAACCUUGCCUCCAGUAGCCAUCGCUCCUAACAACAGCACAAUAAAGAGCCCACUAGUCAGUAGACUAUACCGCAAAGAAGUACCACCAUCUCCCAACAAUCAGUCAAUGGCAAGAAGAAAAAUCGAAUCGUUGCAAUUGAAAAAGCAGUCAUCACUGUCCUCUCUAGUGACCUUCCCCAACUCUCCCGUUCUCUCUCCUCACAAGACAACCUUCCAAUCUGGGUACCGGUCAAGAGUAAGUGCUAUGACUGGACUAGAGAGCCCUAAACUCUCACGCACUAAAUCCUUGCAAAGCACAAAGGCACCCACAAACAGAGAGCCUGGAUCACUGACUGAAGUAGUGGCUAAAAUGACACCAGUGACCAACAAAGAAAGUCGCUCUUUUAAGGGUGAACGGUUCCGCAAGAGAUCCAUCAGUGCAGAGGCAGUGCUUGGAUCCUGGACUUGUAGGCACUGCGGUAAACUGAGGUCUGUGGGGACUGUGUGUGAUGUAUGCACGUAGUACUGCAAACACAUUUAGUUAUACUAGUGAACUGUUUGUUUUUACUCGUGUUUUUAAUAAAACCACAAAACUUAUCAGUAACA
Molecule: messenger RNA, 2252 nt
Organism: Halichondria panicea
Lineage: Eukaryota; Metazoa; Porifera; Demospongiae; Suberitida; Halichondriidae
Exons: 2
Coding region: 25-2169 (714 amino acids)
Biological process (GO): protein phosphorylation
Molecular function (GO): protein serine/threonine kinase activity; ATP binding
Source: RefSeq, a predicted model, not a curated record